AUGGCCAACAUGUUCUAUGAUUCGUUGAAGAAAUCUGGAUUGUUAAAUAAAAUACAAGGGAUCACCCUCGACAAUGCCUCUGUCAACACCGUAUUUAUGAAAGAACUCGGUAAAUUAUUAGGGAACGACGGAAGGGAGUUUGAUGUCAAGAAUCAACAUUUUCAUUGUUUUGAACAUGUCGUAAAUUUGGCUGUCCAAGAUACUUUCAAAAUGUUGAAAUUGGAGCAUUGUGCGGAUGAUUCCAUAGACGGAAUGGACUCUGAGGACGAAUCGACUGAUGAAGAAAUGGAAGAAAAUCCUGAAGAGAGCAACACCAAUUCGCCGAUUGCUAGACUUCGCAGCAUCUGUAAAAAACUGAAAAAGUCUGAACAGUUGAAGAACAAACUCAGAAAUUGUUGCUCAGCCUUCCAAGAAGAUUUCAUUCAUUUACCCUUGGAUGUCUCAACGAGAUGGAAUAGUACGCACGAUUUGAUUGCCGCAGGGUUAAGGAUGCAGAAAUCGAUCUCUGCUUUAGCACAGAAUAACGCAACGUUAUCCCAUUUGCUCAUUGAGAAAGAAGAAUGGAUUUUCCUCGGGAAAUUGGGAGGAGAUCGAUAUCCAACUAUUGCUUCAGUUGUUGUAGGAGUCAACAUUUUGCUUGACAGUACAGAAGCGCUGUGUAAAUCUCUUGAUGACAAACCCGGUCGCGAUAAAACGGAUGAAAAUCUGAUUCUCGCCUUUCAAGCAGAACGUGAUAAAUUGAUCAAACAUUAUAAUAAGUCAAAUUGGAUUUAUGGUGCUGUACUGGUCUUGGAUCCACGGCACAAGCUGGAGACGUUUGAUAGAACCCAAUGGGGGAAGGAUCUCAAGAAGGAAUCGUAUGACAAAUUUGAAGAGAUUUUCCGAACAGAAUACGCUGCUUCGUUGGACAACCCACCAUCGGAGGGAAUUAUUCCCAUUAGUAAUGACUCGGAAAUGGAUGAAUAUACAAAAGCAUUGAAUUCAAUAUACAGUACAGAGAAGAAACGAGAUUGGACGACGGAAGUCGAGAAUUAUCUGAAACUGGAUCGAGAGAAUAAGGAUGUAGAUAUUCUGGAAUGGUGGUCUCAAAAAGAGCAGAAUUUUCCAAAUUUAGCAAGAAUGGCUCGAGAUUAUCUAUCAAUUUGUGGAUCGAACGUACCUUCUGAACGAUUACUCAGCAAAGCCGGACUCAUUAUUCGAAAACACAGGAAUCGAUUGUCCAACAAACAUAUUGAAUUACUUUUGUGCAUGAACUCUUGGUUCACGUCUGAACUAGCUCCAAAGAUAAAACUCCAACUAUUGUCAUAG
Molecule: messenger RNA, 1308 nt
Organism: Diachasma alloeum
Lineage: Eukaryota; Metazoa; Arthropoda; Insecta; Hymenoptera; Braconidae
Product: zinc finger BED domain-containing protein RICESLEEPER 2-like
Exons: 1
Coding region: 1-1308 (435 amino acids)
Molecular function (GO): protein dimerization activity
Source: RefSeq, a predicted model, not a curated record